UCCCUUUGUUCGCACUUGAAUUGAUUUUUCUCUAGCGAAACGACAAGAUUGGGAGGUUAUUGUUCGUUUUAAAGGUAAUUUAAAGAAGAUCUUGAGCAAGAAAAGACGACCCAUAGCACAGCCAUUACUGAUGCCAUGUCUUCGUCAAGGGAAAGUUAUAAAAACGCAAUUAAUGACGAUCAAGAAUGCGGAUCAAAUGGAAAGAAUGUGACUUUGAACAAAGAAGGUACUUAUAAUGAAUCAGAUGAGGCCACAGAUAAUGAUGGAGAAAUGCAACUAGAUGCAAUGGAUCAUAGUGUGAAGGUUGAAAAUGGUUGUGGCGAUAUGAAUUCACCUGAAUUCAGUAAUCAUGCUGAUACACUGUGCAUCAGCAUCAAGAUUUCUGAUGAUUCGAUUAAGAAAAGAUUGAGAAGAAAACCUUUGUGCCUUAUCUGUGGCCCACCCAAAGGCAUCUUAAAAACUGAAUACACAAAACUUUCUUCUUAUCCUGAUGUUGAAAAAGAAAUCCGUGGACUGUUGAAAAUACUUUCUCCUCCUCGUGAAUCAGAUGCUUGUUGUGGCAGCUGUCUGGGUGUCAUGAAAGAUUUUGUGGCAAUGAAAAGGAAGAUAAUAGCCCUCCACGUUGAUGCACAGGUAGAUCUACCAGACAGUCAAGGCGAUGGGGAAUCAGGAGAGGAUCAGGAAAUGAGUGAUGGGGAAAAUAUGUCUUGCAAUACCAACAACCAAGAUCAAAAUAGUGAGGUGCUUAUCAAACAUGAAAUAAUUGACAUCAGUUCUGGUGAGGACAAUGACCAUAGCAAAGAAAGGGAAAGCCUAAAAAACCAUGAAGGAAAUGGUAGGAAAACCCUAUAUUUGAAACCAAAAGUAUACCACUGCUCUUACUGUGAAAGAACAUUCAACAGGGCAAAUACACAUGCAUUGCAUGAAAGAUCCCACACUGGUGAAACAAAUUAUAAAUGUGAAUACUGUGAAUUGUCAUUUACCAGGGCAACUGAUCUGAAGGAGCAUGGUAGAGUUCAUGAGCUGAAAUGCUCAUAUUGUGGAAAAUCUUGUUGGGGGCCAAAAGCUCUGAAGAGACAUGAGCUAGAUUCUCACAUUUCAAAGUUGCAACAGAGACCAAAAAUAUACAAGUGCUCUUACUGUGAUAAAAUAGUGACAAAGCAAAGUGCACUUACUGUGCAUGAAAUGAUUCACACUGAUGGUCGUCUCAAAUGUAAACAUUGUGAAAAAUCAUUUACAAAAAGGGAUGAUCUAUUGGAGCACGAUAAAAUCCAUGAAUUGAAGUGCUCUCAUUGUGGUAAAUCUUGUUGGGGAACAAAAGCUCUUUCCAGUCAUGAAAGGAUUCAUGCUUGCAACAAAAUGGACAGUAGUACAGAAGUACUUAAAUGCUCAUUUUGUGAUAAAACAUUUACUCAUAAGAGUUCGCUUGUAUCACAUGAAUUUAUCCACACUGGUGAUAGACUCAAAUGUAAACACUGUGAAAAAUCCUUUACGAGGAAGGAAGACUUAUUGGAGCACGAUAAAACUCAUGGAUUGAAAUGUUCUUAUUGUGGUAAAUCUUGUAGGGGAACAAAAGCUCUUAGAAAACAUGAGAGGAAUCACACUGUUGCACAAUACCGCAUGAAAAUGGAAAUAUAUCAGUGCUCUCAAUGUAAUGAAACAUUUCAAAGGGAAAGCGAACUUUUCUUGCAUGAAAUAAGUCACACUGCUGACAAAGUCAAAUGUAAACACUGUGAAGAAAUUUUCAGUAAGAAAAGUGAGCUACUGGAGCAUGAUAAAAUCCAUGAAUUGAAAUGUUCUCUGUGUGGAAAGUCUUGUUGGGGAACACAGGCUCUUGACAAGCAUGAGAGGAUUCACAUUGAUGAUGAACCAUACACCACUGCAGAAAAGAUAAAGUGCUCAUACUGUGAUGAAACUUUUAACGAAAGUGAACUCAUUUUUCAUGAAAAAUCUCACACUAUUGAUGGAUUCAAAUGUCUCCAGUGUGAAAAGACAUUUACUAAAAAAAGUGAUUUAGUGGAUCAUGACAAGUCACAUGAAUUUAAAUGUUGUCAUUGUGGAAAAUCUUGUUGGGGAAAGAGAGCGCUUGACAAACAUGAGAAGUUUCAUACUGUUGGAAGACCCUACAAAUGUAACACCUGUGAUAAGUCAUUUUCAUGUAGAAGAUUUUUGCAAGACCAUGAAAAUACUCACACCGGAGAAAAACCUUAUUUGUGCCAGUAUUGUACCAAAAGCUUUGCCCAAACCUCGACUUUGAAAUCUCAUGAAUUCACCCAACAUUCUGGAGAGAGGCCACACAAAUGUCAAUACUGUGGACAGGGCUUUGCCCUAAAAUUAGCCUGUGAGGAACAUGAACGCUUCCACACGGGGGAAAAGCCUUUCAAGUGUGAUCACUGCGACAAGCGAUUUGUAAGGAAAGCCAAUUGGAGAGGCCAUGUGAAAACCCACCUUGGAAUUAAACCACAAAUAUGUUCAUACUGUGGAAAAGGUUUCCGUGACAGAGGCACCCUUGCUAAACAUGAAAGGACUCACACUGGGGAGAGACCAUUUAAAUGCAAAUACUGUGAUAAGGCUUUCAAAACUCAAACUCAUCGCAGAACACAUGAAAAGACGCACAUUGGACAGAAAGCGGUUAAACAUCAGACAGCUGAAAAUAAAGUGAAAAGUCUAGCUAAAAUUCACAAAAGCCAGCGUGCUGAGGACGGAUUUGACAGUGAAAACUCUGAUGGUUUGGAAAUGAGUCAGCAGUUGGACAGUUCAUUCAUCAGUCAACAGUUUAAUAGCACAUAUAAACCCCAGCACAGUGAGAGUACAUUCAGACCUCAGCACACUGACAGUACAUUGAGACCUCAGCAAAUGGAAACCUCAUUUAGGGGUCCACACUCCAGUAAUGUGUUCCCUACUCCAGAGGCUGUUUAUCACGGAGAUAACCCUAAUCCUUACAUGUAUGGCAUGUAUAUGCCAGGGAUGUGAAUGUUGCAUGUAACAAAUUAUUUACCAUGCUCUGAAGCCUACUGCUCUGAAAACAAAUGCAUCUGCUUCAAACAUACAACAUUCAUUAUUUAAUUAAAAAUAAGUUGAGAAGCCAGCUGCCAAAAGCAGUUGCUAAGGAUCUAGUCAUUAUACUAACUGGGCUGGUCCGACUCUGUCGGGAACUCUGCAAAAAGUGCAAUCAGUGGAAUUCGCUAUAAAACACAAUACAGUUCAUUCCCCCCGCCCUGGUACUCAAUACUUGUCAGACAAUAAAGCUGAUUUCAUUGAUUGCACUUCAGCAAGAAUCCCUUGCAGAGUUGGACUGAUCAGUAUGUGUGAAUCUGAUUGUGGUGUAAGAAAUUUUAACUCCUUACAUUAAAAUGUGAUUGAUUUGCAAAGAAAAGAGUAAAAUAUUUGAAAGAAAAAUUGAG
Lingula anatina is the source of this 3404-nucleotide messenger RNA. RefSeq lists its product as uncharacterized. Gene Ontology annotation, biological process: regulation of transcription by RNA polymerase II. The record is from RefSeq and is a predicted model, not a curated record. NCBI's taxonomy places the organism in Eukaryota, Metazoa, Brachiopoda, Lingulata, Lingulida, Lingulidae. Gene Ontology annotation, molecular function: DNA-binding transcription factor activity, RNA polymerase II-specific; RNA polymerase II cis-regulatory region sequence-specific DNA binding.